Onychomys torridus (southern grasshopper mouse) is the source of this 947-nucleotide messenger RNA. It is a transcript of the gene Swsap1, whose product is annotated as SWIM-type zinc finger 7 associated protein 1. Bases 122 to 895 code for a protein of 257 amino acids. Gene Ontology annotation, molecular function: single-stranded DNA binding. The transcript is spliced from 2 exons. Gene Ontology annotation, biological process: double-strand break repair via homologous recombination. The record is from RefSeq and is a predicted model, not a curated record. Gene Ontology annotation, cellular component: Shu complex. Lineage: Eukaryota; Metazoa; Chordata; Mammalia; Rodentia; Cricetidae.
AAUUUCCUCCCCAUUCCGUGUUUUGACCGGGAGCGAAGCUGUGAACGAUAGCCAAUGAGGCGUCGGUGUGGGCGGGCCCAGCAUGAGAACGCACUCCUGAUUGGUCAGCGGUGCUUGGCAAAUGGCGGAGGCGCUGAGGCGGGUGCUGGAUGCAGGCCGCGCGGCCCGGCCCGGCGGGGACGGAGCUGCCGGGCCGCCACUGCUGCUGCUAGGCGCUCCGCGUUCCGCGCAGACGUCGCUGCUGUUUGCGGCGGCCCUCGAAGCAGCGGGGGAAGGCCGCGGGCCUGUGCUCUUCCUCACACGAAGGCCGCUCCAGAGCCUGCCGCUCAACACACCCGCGGCGCGGGACCACUGGCGGCUCCAGAAGGUCCGAUUCCAGUACCCAUCCUCAGUUCCAGAGCUUCUCCAGCUGCUAGCCUCUGCCCACGAGGCCCCAGGGCCUGCGCCAUCCCUUCUGCUGUUGGACGGCCUGGAAGAAUACGUAACUGAGGAUUCGGGGGCCCAGGAGGCCGCCUACGUGGCUGCAUUGCUUCUGGAUACUGCUGCCCACUUUAGCCACCGUCUUGGAGCCAGUGGCAGCUGUGGGCUUGUGGUGGCCCUUGAGACCCAAAAAGAAGGAGACGGUGAUGCGCCACAUCUGACAUUGCUUCAGCGGUAUUUUCCUGCACGGUGCUGGCUGCAGCCAGAUGCCCCGGGCUUGGGACGGCAGCACUGCCUUCGAGCCAGCCUGGAGUCAGGCCAACUGAGCCCCAGGAUGGAGUGGUCAGUGACCUUCUUACCCAAUGGAGAGAUGACGAUCACCCCCUGGCCUACACAGGCUUCUAAGCCCAGCCCAGAUAAAAAAGGUCCAAGUGCUGGAAGCCAGUCGUUAACUUUGGUGUGUGACAACCUGUGAUCCUGGCUUUGAUUCCCAGGAUCCACAUGGUAGAAAUCCAGACCUGACUCCU